Messenger RNA from Triticum turgidum subsp. durum (durum wheat), 207 nucleotides. Lineage: Eukaryota; Viridiplantae; Streptophyta; Magnoliopsida; Poales; Poaceae. The record is from the annotation of a GenBank genome assembly.
AUGCACGACUGGGCGCCGGCGAUCAUAGCGACGGCGCUGUUCGCCCUGCUGUGCCCGGGAGGGAUCCUGCAGCUGCCCGGCCGGCAGCGGACGGUCGACUUCAUGAACCUCAGGACCAGCUGCCUGUCCAUCCUCGUCCACGCCGUCAUCUACCCCGUGCUGCUCAUGCUCUUCGUCGUCAUCUUGCAGGCUCAUCUCUACGUCUGA